AUACAGUAUUGACUUGUAACACAGCAGUUAGUAUGGAUCGUUUGACAUGGCCCUUGAGCAAGAACGUCGCACGAACAAUGCUUACAAUGUCCAAUGAAUUAUCCAGGCACCGAAGAGUACAACGAAAAUGAUGACGACGAUAACAACGACGAUAGGAGACGCAGAAAUGCAUAAAGAUGUGACGGAAUCCCCGUCAAUAUCAUUCAUUUUCGUUCAUCAGCUCUCAGUCUUCUUACAAUUCCAAAGACAAUCUCCUUACUUAAAUCUUUCGAUUCACCAUUUCGACUCUCGGCUGGCACGAUGAAAUUCCAACUCGUGCAAUCCGCCAUCAUGGCAUUCCUCGCGCAGUCGAUUUCCGCCGCGGUCGUGAUCCGUCAAUCCAAGGAGGCGUCCAUAUACGACAUGCUCGGGUCCAACCCAACCUUGGUUUCCAACACCACGGACUACAACGGUGUCUUCUACCAGGAGCAUGAAGAUGACCCCAACGAGGACAGCAAAGUCGGAGGCGGGGCGCCCUUUGGCUGCAGCACCGGAAACCUCUGCGAUUACCAGCCCAAACGAUUUAAUUCCUUCCGGUGGGAGACCCAAUCCACCUCGCAAUUCCGCGGCGGAUUGCACCGCAUCUCCGAGCCUCUGUGCCCUCCGGGAACCAUCUCCAAGAGCUACACCUACUCCUACUCGUACCAAGUCAGCGUCCAAGCCGGCCCCGACCUGAAACAACCCUUGAUCGCCGCCAUCGACAAACUCGGCAUCCGCGCCGGUUUCUCCUACACCUGGGGCCAUGCCGAGUCCAGCCAAUACACCGUGCAAUGCAACGACCCCAAGAACAAUCACCCCUGCGUGGAGACCUUCUCCCCCAUGAUCGGCGUCAUCUCCGGGAUCGGCUAUUCCACGGUCGAAGUCCCCGGCGGAAAGGUCUGCUCCCGCGGCGACUCCUCCCACAUGACCAUCCACAUCCCCGUCGUGCAAUCCUCCGACUGCCAGGGGACCUCCAGCACCUGCGGCGCCCAAGGGAUCUACGACUCCUGCUACUAUGCGGGCGACUACGCCAAACAGCUCUGCCCGAACCGGAACUUGGGCACGAUCCCGAACGGUCGUGUCUGUCCGUCGAACACUUUUUGAUCUCGGCCGGGCUGAUCUCCCUCCCGUCCCCUCGCUCUUCGCUUUCUCUGCCGGGUCCUGGCAUUGUUGUUAGGUCGAUCGCCAUAUCGGAAGGAAAUGAAUACAUGGAUGGGA
Dissoconium aciculare CBS 342.82 is the source of this 1236-nucleotide messenger RNA. RefSeq lists its product as uncharacterized. The transcript is spliced from 4 exons. The record is from RefSeq and is a predicted model, not a curated record. The coding region runs from base 301 to 1122 and encodes 273 amino acids. NCBI's taxonomy places the organism in Eukaryota, Fungi, Ascomycota, Dothideomycetes, Mycosphaerellales, Dissoconiaceae.